Molecule: messenger RNA, 4585 nt
Organism: Balaenoptera acutorostrata (minke whale)
Lineage: Eukaryota; Metazoa; Chordata; Mammalia; Artiodactyla; Balaenopteridae
Gene: BRD1
Product: bromodomain containing 1
Exons: 14
Coding region: 149-3328 (1059 amino acids)
Biological process (GO): regulation of transcription by RNA polymerase II
Cellular component (GO): MOZ/MORF histone acetyltransferase complex
Molecular function (GO): protein binding
Source: RefSeq, a predicted model, not a curated record
GAGCCCGCGCCCAGAGCGGCGGCGGGCCGGGCCUGCGCGGCCGUUGGCGGAGGAGCCGCGGGCGCCAUUAGCGCCGCCUCGGCCGCGCCGGCCCCCGCGCCCGCCGCCCGGCUCCCGCGGCCGCGGCCCCGAAGGGAGUCAGUACCAAAUGAGGAGGAAAGGCCGAGGUCAUCGCGCUGCAGCGAGGCACCCUUCCUCCCCCGGCAGCACUAAGCACUCCCCCACGCGAGAGACGCUGACCUACGCGCAAGCGCAGAGGAUGGUGGAGAUCGAGAUCGAGGGCCGCCUGCACAGGAUCAGUAUCUUCGACCCUCUGGAGAUCAUAUUAGAAGAUGACCUCACUGCUCAGGAGAUGAGCGAGUGCAACAGCAACAAAGAGAACAGCGAGAGGCCGCCCGUGUGCUUAAGAACUAAGCGGCACAAGAACAACAGGGUCAAGAAGAAAAACGAAGCCCCGCCCGGCGCCCACGGCGCCCCCGCCUCGGCCGGCACGCUCCCCGAGCCCACGGUGCGCGUGGUGGAGUACAGCCCGCCGGCGGCGCCCCGGCGGCCGCCCGCGUACUACAAGUUCGUGGAGAAGUCGGCGGCGGAGCUGGACCACGAGGUGGAGUACGACAUGGACGAGGAGGACUACGCCUGGCUGGAGAUCGUCAACGAGCGGCGCAGGGGCGACUGCGUGGCUGCCGUGUCGCAGAGCGUGUUCGAGUUCCUGAUGGACCGCUUCGAGAAGGCGUCGCACUGCGAGAAGCAGAAGCAGGGCGGGCAGCAGUGCCUGAUCGACGAGGACGCCGUGUGCUGCGUGUGCAUGGACGGCGAGUGCCAGAACAGCAACGCCAUCCUCUUCUGCGACAUGUGCAACCUGGCGGUGCACCAGGAGUGCUACGGCGUGCCCUACAUCCCCGAGGGCCAGUGGCUCUGCCGCCACUGCCUGCAGUCCCGGGCCCGGCCGGCGGACUGCGUGCUCUGCCCCAACAAGGGCGGCGCCUUCAAGAAGACGGACGAUGACCGCUGGGGCCACGUGGUGUGCGCCCUGUGGAUCCCCGAGGUUGGCUUCGCCAACACCGUGUUCAUCGAGCCCAUCGAUGGCGUGCGGAACAUCCCCCCCGCCCGCUGGAAGCUGACAUGCUACCUCUGCAAGCAGAAGGGCGUGGGCGCCUGCAUCCAGUGCCACAAGGCCAACUGCUACACCGCCUUCCACGUGACGUGCGCCCAGCGGGCCGGCCUCUACAUGAAGAUGGAGCCCGUGAAGGAGCUGGCCGGCGGUGCCGCCACCUUCUCCGUCAGGAAGACUGCGUACUGUGACAUCCACACGCCCCCGGGCUGCACCCGGAGGCCCCUGAACAUUUACGGUGACGUUGAGGUGAAAAACGGCGUCUGCCGGAAGGAGAGCUCAGCCAAAACGGUCAGGUCCACGUCCAAGGUCAGGAAGAAAGCCAAGAAAGCCAAGAAGACGCUCCGGGAGCCCUGUGCGGCCCUGCCGCCUGUGUGUGCGCCCUACAUUCCCCCUCAGAGAUUAAACAGGAUUGCGAAUCAGGUGGCCAUUCAGCGGAAGAAGCAGUUUGUUGAGCGCGCCCACAGCUACUGGCUCCUCAAAAGGCUGUCGAGGAACGGGGCCCCCCUGCUGCGCAGACUGCAAGAGGCGUGGGCCUCAGUCAGGUCCUUCCAGCAGAGAGAAAACGACGAGGAGAUUCAAGCUGCUAAAGAGAAGCUGAAGUACUGGCAGCGGCUGCGGCACGACCUGGAGCGCGCGCGCCUGCUCAUUGAGCUCCUGCGCAAGCGCGAGAAGCUCAAGCGGGAGCAGGUGAAGGUGGAGCAGAUGGCCCUGGAGCUGCGGCUGACCCCGCUCACCGUGCUGCUGCGCUCCGUGCUGGACCAGCUGCAGGAGAAGGACCCGGCCCGGAUAUUUGCCCAGCCAGUGAGCCUGAAGGAGGUUCCGGAUUAUCUGGAUCACAUUAAACACCCUAUGGACUUUGCCACGAUGCGGAAGCGGUUAGAAGCGCAAGGGUACCGGACCCUCGGGGAGCUGGAGGAGGACUUUGACCUCAUCGUGGACAACUGCAUGAAGUACAACGCCAAGGACACGGUGUUCUACCGGGCGGCCGUGCGGCUGCGCGACCAGGGCGGCGUGGUGCUCCGGCAGGCCAGGCGCCAGGCAGACGGCGUCGGCUUCGAGCAGGCCUCAGGCAUGCACCUGCCCGAGCGGCCCCCCGCGGCCCCCCGGCGGCCUUUCUCCUGGGACGACGUGGACAGGUUGCUGAACCCGGCCAACAGGGCCCACCUGGUCCUGGAGGAGCAGCUGAGGGAGCUGCUGGACAUGCUGGACCUCACGUGCGCCAUGAAGUCCAGCGGGUCGCGGAGCAAGCGAGCCAAGCUGCUGAAGAAGGAGAUCGCCGUCCUUCGCAACAAGCUGAGCCAGCAGCACAGCCAGCCCCCGGCCGCCGAGUCAGGUACUGCAGGCUUUGAAGAGGACGGUGCUCAGCUGGGGCAGGAGACCGGGGAGGAAGUCCUUCCGAGGUUGGAGACUCUUCUGCAGCCAAGAAAAAGGUCGCGAAGCACCUGCGGCGACUCCGAGGUGGAGGAGGGGUCCCCGGGAAAGCGCCUGGACACAGGUCUCGCCAACGGCUUCGGGGCCGCGCGCAGCGAGCAGGAGGAGCGGCCGGGCGGCGCCCCGGGGAGGACGGCCGCGCCCCGCCGCCGCUGCGCCUCCGAGUCCAGCGCCUCCUCCAGCAGCAGCCCGCUCUGCGACGCCAGCUUUAGCGCGCCCCCGUGCGGCCGGGGCAAGCCCGCCCUGGUCCGCAGGCACACGCUGGAGGACCGCAGCGCGCUGAUCUCCUGCAUCGAGAACGGGAACUACGCCAAGGCAGCCCGGAUCGCGGCCGAAGUUGGUCAGAACAGCAUGUGGAUUUCAACUGACGCUGCGGCCUCCGUCCUUGAGCCCCUGAAGGUCGUGUGGGCCAAGUGCAGCGGCUACCCCUCGUACCCGGCCCUGAUCAUCGACCCCAAGAUGCCGCGUGUGCCUGGCCACCACAACGGGGUCACCAUCCCGGCCCCGCCGCUGGACGUGCUGAAGAUCGGUGAGCACAUGCAGACCAAGGCGGACGAAAAGCUCUUCCUUGUCCUGUUCUUCGACAACAAGAGAAGCUGGCAGUGGCUCCCGAAGUCCAAGAUGGUUCCCCUCGGCAUUGACGAGACGAUAGACAAGUUGAAGAUGAUGGAGGGGAGGAACUCCAGCAUCCGGAAGGCGGUGAGGAUCGCCUUCGACCGCGCCAUGAACCACCUGAGCCGCGUGCACGGGGAGCCGGCCAGCGACCUCAGCGACAUAGACUGACGCGGCCGUGGCCUUGUCCAUAGUGUCGAUACGCUGUACAUACUGUAUAUUGUUCACCACUUAAUUUAUUCUGAUUUUUAGGUGUAGUUUAAUUCUUUCUCCCAGGGAGGGGGAGGUUUUAUUUCCCAGUUUUCUAUGAAAUCAUCCCCGUCUGGGCGCUCUGUGAAUGGCGUGGGCGCGUCCCCGGAGUGCAGCUCUGUGCCCCUCACAGGUCACUCCAGAGGGCGCUGCCGGCGUCACUUUCUUUGAUCUGUAGCUGGUUUUUUUCUUGUUUUUUUAUUUUUAAAGACUUUUGAAUGUUUAAUAAUUUUGUAAAUCAUACUCUUUACACAGAGUACCACUUAUUUAAUAGAUGGGAUGUAAAUUUACAAUGACAAAUGUGUAUUUUAAGAAAAUGACAUUAUUUUGAAUGGUACUUUGUGGAAAGAGGUGGAGAAUAAAUUUAUGCCGCGUGCAUCACUUGCAAAUCACCAAAAACACUCCGCCGCCCCCGUGAGGGCUGGGGCAGGCGCCUCCCCUGGGCCUCGCCAGCCUCGACCACUCGCCAGCCUCCGCCUGUCCGCUCCAGCCUCCCACGGGUGUGCCUCCCAGCGGAUUAUUUAUUGUAGAAAGUGUAUUCAUUUGCUUUAUAAUGAAAGAUAAAUUUGCAGAAGUAUAUUGAUAUGCAUUUUUAUACAGGCACAUAAAAAUUCAACUUGCUUUGGGAGCAGGAUGUGUUGGUUGUAUAAAUGACUCUGGCUGUGUGUUCUUUGAUUUUGUAACUUGUAAUCUUUUGUUUACAAUGAGGGGCUUUCUGUAACUUGUUUAAUUUAGAACACUUUGGUAGCAAUAGAAACUUUGGAUACAUUUUUGUAUGGUACACGUGAUGUAUAUAGAAUUAGUACUUUAUUUUUAUUUUUAAGAGGUAAAGCAUUAUGUUAGGGGAAAAGGUAGGGUGGGUUUCCAAAGUUGCAUUUUUUAUAUUAAAAAAUAAAGUCAAGAUGUGGAUGGUGUGUCCCUUUCAUUCCUGCAUCAUCAGAGCGCCGGUGGGCGUGCGGCCUGGCGGCCGGGCGGGGGCGGGGCGGGGGUCCCUGCAGCCGAGGCACGCGACACACCUUCAUCUCAAAAAGUGUCACGGGAUGUCAUUAUUUAUUAUUUUACCUGAUCAUAUUUUUAUUUUAAAAUGGUAGUUUAAAAUUUUUUAAUGUUUUUUUCUUUUCAGUCUGCAUCGUUUGUAACAUCUCCAUAGAAACCUGAAAAUAAAACAUCUUCCUUUGA